Molecule: messenger RNA, 1596 nt
Organism: Purpureocillium lilacinum
Lineage: Eukaryota; Fungi; Ascomycota; Sordariomycetes; Hypocreales; Ophiocordycipitaceae
Source: RefSeq, a predicted model, not a curated record
AUGGACGCGUCUCAGGCACCGCUCAUGGCCGGCGAGCCGCGGGACGAUGAUCCCGACCACGACGCUGACCACGACGCCGUGCAACUGGGCUCAACACGCCCAGAGGACAAGGCCCCCGAGGCGGGCUACGGCGUCUUUGUCCUGGCUUUGACAUUUGCGGCGGGCAUAAGCGGGCUCCUUUUUGGAUGCAAGUAUCGCCUCUACGACACGGGCGUCAUCUCGGCCACGCUCGUGUCCAUAGGAACCUCGCUCUCAGGCCGGCCCCUCACGUCGUUGGACAAGUCCAUCAUCACCUCGUCCACCUCCCUCUUUGCGCUCCUCGCCUCGCCGCUGUCCUCAGUCCUAGCCGACCGCCUCGGCCGCAAGCGCGUCAUACUCUACGCCGACGUCCUCUUCAUCGUGGGCGCCCUGCUGCAGGCGGUCUGCUCGUCCGUCCUUGUCAUGGUCGCCGGCCGGUGCAUCGUCGGCGCAGGCGUCGGCGCGGCGAGCUUCGUGGUGCCGCUGUACAUUGCCGAGGUGGCACCCGCGUCGCACCGCGGGCGGCUCGUCACGAUGAAUGUGCUGUUCAUCACCAUGGGGCAGAUGGUGGCGUACGUGAUCGGGUGGCUGCUGUCGACGUACGCGGACGAGGGCACGGGUUGGCGGUGGAUGGUUGGGCUUGGGGCCUUGCCGGCCGCUCUGCAGGCUGCCGUGGUUGUCUUUAUGCCCGAGACGCCGCGCUGGCUUGUCAAGGUUGGCAGGGUCUCUGCCGCGAGGCUUGUUAUCGAGAGGGUCAACGGCGGGGAGGCAGCGUCUGGACAGCACGCAGACAUAAUUAUCAGGGAGAUCGAGAUGGAAGCCCAACAAGAGCAAGAGGCGCGGCGGCUGAGGGCGCACCAACGGGCUGGGCCCUGGAAGUGGCUCGGGGCCUGGCAAGCGCUGUUGAGCGAGGGCAAGAAUCGCAGAGCGCUGGCCAUUGCAUGUCUGUUGCAGGGCCUGCAGCAGCUAUGCGGAUUUAACUCGCUCAUGUACUUUUCGGCCACCAUUUUCAUGCUCGUCGGCUUCGAGAGCCCGACCCUCACGUCGCUGGUGGUGGCCGUGACCAAUUUUUUCUUCACGCUCGCAGCUCUGGGCCUGAUUGACCGCAUCGGACGCAGGCGCAUCCUCCUCUGCUCGAUCCCGUUUAUGAUCAUGGGCCUCCUCUUCGCGGCGUUUGGGUUCUCGUUUCUCUCGCUAGACCAGACGGCGGCGGCCGGCGACGGGAACCAGGGGCACCCAGGCGCGGCGAGCCUCGUGCUCAUCAGCAUCAUGAUCUACGUGGCGGCGUUCGCGCUGGGGCUGGGCAACGUGCCGUGGAUGCAGAGCGAGCUGUUCCCGCUGGCGGUGCGGUCGCUGGGCAGCGGGGUGGCGACGGCGACCAACUGGGGCGCCAACUUUGCGAUAGGGCUGACGUUCCUGCCCAUGAUGGACGCGCUGACGCCGUCGUGGACGUUUGUGGUGUACGCGGGCGUCUGCGCGGCGGGAUACUGGCUCGUGUGGAGGAUAUACCCGGAGACGGCAGGGCUGAGCCUGGAGGAGGCGACGGCGCUGCUGGAGCACGGCUGGGGGGUGAGAUAA